AUGUACAACAACAGCAGUACUACAGCCACCACUGCUACUGUAAACAAUAACGGCGGUUUGGCGGCGGGUUGGUCCGAAAAUCAUCAACAACAGCCAUCUUCAGACAAGCCAACGCAUCCAGAAUGGGGUGUUAUGAAAGAACAGGAUUUCCAUCCACUUACUUUGAAGCACCAACGUGAUUUGGAAAACCUACAUCAGGCCAACAACUUUAUUACGGAUUUUUACUUUUGGCAAGCAAAUUUGGGUGGUUAUUGUAUGGCGGAUAUGAUCCAAAAUGUGGUAGUUUCCUCUGAAGGCGCUUUUGUAUUAAUAAGAAGAAUUGUUGAAGGCGCUCCACACCCAGGUAGAAGAAAGAAGAAUAAGGCUUAA
Messenger RNA from Mucor velutinosus, 369 nucleotides. RefSeq lists its product as uncharacterized. The coding region runs from base 1 to 369 and encodes 122 amino acids. The record is from RefSeq and is a predicted model, not a curated record. Lineage: Eukaryota; Fungi; Mucoromycota; Mucoromycetes; Mucorales; Mucoraceae. The transcript has a single exon.